UUCUUAGAAUGACUUAUAAUUUGAAACGGAGGGAGUAGCUGAUAUAAGCAGCCUCUGCCGCGAAUUUGUUGUGUCAUGUGAACUGGAAACAGAUGCUGGUAAAAUAUACACAAGACGUUGGUUGUAGAGUCUGCGUCGCCGCAGCUGCUGUCCUUGUCGAUGCAUGUAUGACUACAGAUGUAUAUAUUAUGAUUAGCACAUACACGCUUGCUCUAGCUAGCUAUAUAUACCAUGAAUAACAACCCUGGCCUACUGUUGCAAUGCAAGACAAAUCCCUAAUCUUGCUCUUGUCUUGGCCUUGUGCCACUCCAGACCUACUGCGGACAUACGUGCCAGCUUUUCUCGUCAUGCAUCUCCGUUUACAUGCCGUCUUCUCUUGCUCGAGAUGAGAUUGGGAGAGGUGACCACGUGAAUGUCUAGAAAACAAAUAAACAGUGCAUAUGCUAGUACAGAUUACUAGCAAUAUUAGAGCUAUUAAUUGUGGUGUUCAUUAGAGCUAGAUUUAGCAGCGCAAAGUCUAAAGAGUGAUCUGACUAUAUAGUCUUUCAUCCCUGCUAAUAUAUUAAGGUCAACUCCCAACGUGCAUGGGGGCUAAAAGUCCAGUACAAGUGGUAAAAUAAACAUGCUCUAGAGCCUUAUUAGGUGUAGGGCACCACCAUUGUUGGUCCAUCUCAAUGGUCAACGCAUUUCUCAAGAAAUUUACAAUUAUAUAUUGUAAGUGUGAUUGAAAAAUGUGGUCGAGUAACAUGUGGCUACAUUGUCAAAUGCAUGCAAUACAAUCUGUCUUGUGUGUGGCAGAGUUUGAAGUAUGAAGUGUGAUGCUUAGAUGCAACUGCUGCGUGGACUGAAAGGUGAAGCAAGGUAGUAUAUUAUCUCCAUGCCACAACUGUGCUGUGCUGAUUGGGAGAUGUACUUAUAGAAUAGUCGUCCAUGAACGCGUAGACCAAUCCGUGGCUUUGUUUGUUUUUUCUAGUAGUUAUAGUUAAUUCAGGAGAGAUAAAAAGCAGACCUCCUCGAUCGGUUGUAUAUGCGUGCUGUGCUGUGAAUGAUCCAAUAGGAAGAAAGGUCAUUAUUAGCUGAUAGAUGAGCAUGACAACACGAUACAAAUCUAUCAUGUUUGUCGUGACCCGCUAGUUAGCGGAGGCUUUAUUUAUUUGUUUCUCUCUGCCGCUGUUUCUAUAAAAGAGAGGAGGCUCUGCACCCGGCAGUCUCCCCCUCUGCUUCCUUCCUUCCCUCCCUUUGCGAUUAAUCAUCAUCCACUGCUGUGAGGUUGGCAUGGCAUCCAUGGCCGGGCCCGGGAGCGGGAGCAGCAGCGGCUCCUCGCCCUGCGCAUCGUGCAAGCUGCUGCGGCGGCGGUGCACCCAGGAGUGCGUGUUCGCACCCUACUUCCCUCCUGAGGAUCCUCACAAGUUUGCCAUCGUCCACAAGGUCUUUGGCGCCAGCAAUGUCAGCAAGAUGCUCCAGGAGCUGCCUGCUCAGCAGAGGGCCGAUGCGGUGAGCAGCCUGGUGUACGAGGCCAACGCACGGAUGAGGGACCCCGUCUAUGGCUGCGUCGGUGCCAUCUCCUACCUCCAGCAGCAGGUUUCCCAGCUCCAGAUGCAGCUCGCCCUCGCCAAGGCCGAGAUCCUCUGCGUCCAGAUGCAGCACCGUGCCCAUGCAACUGCUUCACCACCAUCAUCGCCGCCAUCGCAACAGCACCACAUCAUGGAAAGCGAGGCUUAUGUUAGUAGCUUGCUCGUGCAAAAUACCCUGAUGAACAGCAGUGCCGCUCAUCAUCAUCAGCAGCAGCAGCAGCAGAUGGUGGGCAGCAGCUUGGGUUCCUCGGGGAGCACUGCAAUAACUGCAAUCAUGCUGCAGGAGGCGUGCCUCAAGAAAGAGUCCCUCUGGGCGUGAACUUCUGUUAUUUUCCGAAAAGAUGUAUGGGAAAUUGAUACACACAGGAGAUAACUGGGGCAUCAUAAUCUCUCCAUUUUUUUCCGCAAAAAAAAAAUCUCUCCAUUUUUACUCAAAGCUAGAUUAGAGUACGUUAAUAAGACAAAACCGAUAGAUCUGCUUGUAAAGAUAGAGAAAACCAAUAUAAUUAAUGUUAUUGUUGAGAGUCGGCGAUGUGAUCGAA
Molecule: messenger RNA, 2116 nt
Organism: Panicum virgatum (switchgrass)
Lineage: Eukaryota; Viridiplantae; Streptophyta; Magnoliopsida; Poales; Poaceae
Product: LOB domain-containing protein 12-like
Exons: 2
Coding region: 1276-1893 (205 amino acids)
Source: RefSeq, a predicted model, not a curated record